GGAGAAUACAAAUCGAAAAAAUUUUAAAUACUUUGAAAUAAUUAUGGACCAGCCUCCAUUAUGUGACGAUCAAGUGGACCAACAAAAGAAAAAUAUCAAUCACAAAGACUCUAUUUAGUUCCAAAACUACCCCUUCAAUCACUUCUCUUAAUCAUAGAUCCUCUUCAUCAAAUUUCACACCAACAAAAAUGGUGGACACGGCGGAGCAACCGCCUUAUGCCUCCGUACACGACGGAAGAGAAAGCAUCUUCAAGAUCCACAUUGACAAGAUGCAUAAGAAGCUGAAGGAGCCACCGCGGCUGCUCAGCUCGGCCGCCGGAAAACCAACUUGCUCGAUCUUCCGAGUACCUCAGAGCAUGAUUGAUUGUAACGGCCGAUGCUACGAGCCGCGAGUGGUCUCGGUGGGACCGUACCACCGAGGCCAAACGCACCUCCAAAUGAUUGAAGAACACAAAUGGCUUUACCUAAACACUCUUCUCACUCGAACCCACCAAACAAAAUCUUUAACUCUAGAGGAUUACAUGAAGAACGUGAAGAGCGUCGAGGAAGAGGCCAGAGAGUGUUACUCCGAGUCAAUCAACAUGGAAUCUGACGAGUUCAACGAGAUGAUGGUUCUUGAUGGCUGUUUCAUUCUUGAGCUGUUUCGUAAAGUCAGCAAACUUGUUCCUUUCGAACAAGACGAUCCACUCGUGGCCAUGUCGUGGGUUCUUCCUUUCUUCUACAGAGACUUUAUCCGUAUUGAGAAUCAAAUCCCUUUCUUUGUUCUCGAGUCUUUGUUCGACCUCACAAGAGGAGAUAACGAAAAAGAGACCAACGCUUCUUUACCUUCUCUUGCGUUUGCGUUUUUCAACAACACGAUGCACAGAACAAGCGAAGACAUCGCAAGAUUCAAAGACCUAGGAGCUAAACACCUCCUAGACCUCGUCCGUUCAAGCCUCAUCCCGGAGAGCGAGCUUCACGCGCCUCCGGUGACAAAUCAGGGGAAGAAGAAGACGCCGUCCAACAUCAUCCACAGCAUCUCGAAGCUCAGGCGAGCCGGGAUCAAGAUCCGGGAGCUAAAAGACGCAGAGAGCUUUCUUGUCGUGAGAUUCACGCACGGAGCGAUCGAGAUGCCGAGCAUCACCGUCGACGACUUCAUGAGCAGUUUCUUGCAGAACUGCGUGGCUUACGAGCAGUGCCACGUGGCGUGCUCGAUGCAUUUCACGACGUACGCGACGCUGCUAGACUGUCUGAUGAACACUCACAAGGACGUUGAGUAUCUAUGCGACCACAACAUCAUAGAGAACUAUUUUGGAACAGAAGCAGAGGUUGCUGAGUUCGUGAACAGUUUAGGCAAAGACGUUGCGUUCGAUAUAAGGCAGUGUUAUCUCAGGGAUUUGUUUGAACAAGUGAAUGAGUAUUACAAGAGUAGUUGGCACGUGGAAUGGGCUAGUUUCAAGUACACUUAUUUUAGUUCUCCUUGGUCUUUUGUCUCUGCUCUUGCUGCUUUUGUUCUUUUGAUCUUGUCUAUUAUUCAGACUAUUUACACUAUUGUCCAGGUGUAUCAAAAGUAAUUAAAUUCAAUUUCGCUUAUUGCAAAAUAAUAAAAAUUAUAAUCUAUUGGUAUGA
Messenger RNA from Eutrema salsugineum, 1608 nucleotides. Its product is annotated as UPF0481 protein At3g47200. Lineage: Eukaryota; Viridiplantae; Streptophyta; Magnoliopsida; Brassicales; Brassicaceae. The transcript has a single exon. The record is from RefSeq and is a predicted model, not a curated record. Bases 189 to 1553 code for a protein of 454 amino acids.